AUGGCUUCGCCCGCCAUUCCAGCAUCUGAUCUCCGUUCAUUUUCAGAGUACUUGAAAGGAUGCAAACGUAUUCUUGCUCUGCUAGGUGCGGGGAUUUCGGCCUCUUCUGGUCUGCCAACUUUCAGAGGGGCGGGGGGUCUCUGGAGAUCUCAUGAUGCCACCGACUUGGCUACGCCAGAAGCUUUCGAAGCGAACCCAGACCUGGUGUGGCAGUUUUACAGCUACCGGAGACAUAUGGCUCUGAAGGCCAACCCAAACCGUGCUCAUUAUGCGCUGGCCGAGCUCGCCAGAAGGAAUAAUGAUUUCAUUACGCUGACCCAAAAUGUUGACGGUCUGUCGCAGCGUGCAAACCACCCCUCGAAACAGCUUCAUCUUCUGCAUGGAUCUCUCUUCACUGUUAAAUGCACCUCCUUCUACUGCAACUACUCGCGUGAGAACGACUUCACGGACCCCAUCGUUCCGGCUUUGGCUAUUCCGAAGGGAGGGCCAGAUCUCAACCCUUCUACGGAAGAUAAAACAGGCGCGGCCGCCUCUAAAUCUUUAUCCAAUGUUCUAGGAGGAGGGGAGGGGCUAGAGGCAGACAUAUCUGACGAAAGCGUUCCGCUUCCAGCGCUAAGUCUCGAUGUACUUCCACAUUGCCCGCAGUGCAAAGAUGGUAUCCUUCGACCCGGGGUUGUGUGGUUUGGGGAGAGCUUGCCGUUGCACACUCUGGAUAUGGUGGAUAGCUGGAUGCGUUCCGGUCCUAUCGACCUGAUACUGGUGGUUGGCACAAGCUCACAAGUAUACCCUGCUGCGGGAUAUGUCGAUAAGGCCCGUGAUCGUGGUGCCAGAGUUGCAGUUGUUAAUAUGGAUCGGAAUGAUGUUGGGGCCUCUGGGUUGGGACCAAACGAUUGGUUCUUCCAGGGUGAUGCCGGUGUCAUUGUUCCUGAGAUUUUGAAGGGCGUUAUUGGGGAGAUUUGA
Aspergillus tanneri is the source of this 960-nucleotide messenger RNA. Its product is annotated as SIR2 family NAD-dependent protein deacylase. The transcript is spliced from 2 exons. The coding region runs from base 1 to 960 and encodes 319 amino acids. The record is from RefSeq and is a predicted model, not a curated record. Gene Ontology annotation, molecular function: NAD+ binding; protein-malonyllysine demalonylase activity; protein-succinyllysine desuccinylase activity. Lineage: Eukaryota; Fungi; Ascomycota; Eurotiomycetes; Eurotiales; Aspergillaceae.